AUGGCAGCUGCGUUUAAACUGUGUCUUUGUAUCCUAGAGAACAACUUCCCUCCCCUGCCUCGAUUCAUCCCCCUCAAGCCAUGUUUUUACCAAGACUUCAAUGAGAUCCCAGACCAGCGUCGCAGCAUGUGCAAGAGGCUCUACUACUUAUGGAUCUUGAAUAGCGCCACACUGGCUGUUAAUCUGAUUGGCUGUCUGGCGUGGAUGUGUGGUGGUGGUGGAGCGACCAACUUCGGCAUGGCCAUCCUGUGGCUCAUCCUCUUCACCCCCUGCUCCUAUGUGUGCUGGUUCAGGCCCAUCUACAAAGCCUUCAAGACUGACAGCUCGUUCAAUUUUAUGGCUUUCUUCUUCGUGUUCAUGGCCCAGGUCGUGAUCAGUAUUAUCCAGACAGUUGGUAUUCCUGGAUGGGGAGUGUGUGGUUGGCUGGCUACCAUCACCUUCUUCAGCACCAACGUCGGCUCAGCUGUGGUCAUGCUGAUACCCACCAUCAUGUUUACUGCAGUGGCUGUGCUCUCUUUCAUCGCUCUCACAAAGGUUCAUAACUUCUACCGUGGCAGUGGUGGCAGUCUUGGUAAGGCCCAGGAGGAGUGGGCCACCGGGGCGUGGAAGAACCCGCACGUCCAGGAGGCAGCUCAGCAGGCGGCGAUGGGAGCCGCCCAGGGAGCCAUGCAGCAGAACCAGUACUCAGCAGCUCCCACCUACAACUACGACGACCCCCCGAUGUAG
Molecule: messenger RNA, 726 nt
Organism: Scomber japonicus (chub mackerel)
Lineage: Eukaryota; Metazoa; Chordata; Actinopteri; Scombriformes; Scombridae
Gene: scamp5a
Product: secretory carrier membrane protein 5a
Exons: 6
Coding region: 1-726 (241 amino acids)
Biological process (GO): protein transport
Cellular component (GO): trans-Golgi network membrane; recycling endosome membrane
Source: RefSeq, a predicted model, not a curated record